Molecule: messenger RNA, 1332 nt
Organism: Myzus persicae (green peach aphid)
Lineage: Eukaryota; Metazoa; Arthropoda; Insecta; Hemiptera; Aphididae
Gene: Polr2D
Product: DNA-directed RNA polymerase II 16 kDa polypeptide
Exons: 2
Coding region: 149-565 (138 amino acids)
Biological process (GO): nuclear-transcribed mRNA catabolic process, deadenylation-dependent decay; positive regulation of translational initiation; mRNA export from nucleus in response to heat stress
Cellular component (GO): RNA polymerase II, core complex; P-body
Molecular function (GO): translation initiation factor binding; nucleotide binding
Source: RefSeq, a predicted model, not a curated record
AUGUCGCUACUCCUUUAAUGUUUACCUUUACUGUUAACGUUUUGCGCUUUUCCAACUCUAAUAAAUAUUAAUAAAUAUUAAAUAAUAAUAUUAUAAUAAGUUCUUUGAAUUUUAUUUAUUUGUUCAAUUUCAUUUAAUAUCAUCUAUUAUGGCUCAACAUAUGAACGCUGCUGUAGAUGAAGAUGCGGCGCUGUUGCAAUUUCCCAAGGAAUUUGAAAACGCUGAAACCUUGCUUAUUUCCGAAGUAAAUAUGUUGUUGAAAUUUCGCAAGAACCAAAACGAAAGUGCGGAGGAAGAACAAGAAUUUUCUGAAGUGUUUAACAAAACUUUGACUUAUACAGAACAAUGUUCCAAAUUUAAAAAUAAAGAAACCAUUGUUGCUGUAAGAAAUUUACUUGCUGGCAAAAAAUUACACAAGUUUGAACUGGCGUCAAUAGGUAACUUAUGUCCACAACUCGCCGAUGAAGCCAAAUCACUUAUACCCAGUUUGGAAGGUAGAUUCGAUGACGAUGAAUUACAACAAAUUCUGGAUGAUAUACAAGCUAAAUUAAGUAUUCAGUAUUAAUUAAAUUUUAACAAUCACUUCAAAUAAAUUGUAUUAAUUUAUUUAUGCCAAACAAAUUCUUUAAUUUUCGAAUUUCGUGUAAUAAUUAAAUAAUUCCUGUGAUGAUUUAUAUACUUCCAAUUGUCUACACUCAGGUCUAAACACUUUUCAGCAUGAUAUUUACUUUUUUUUAAAUGUGAAAUUUAAUAUAUUUGUGAUUAUAGUCAAUACUAUACUCAAUUAAAAGUCUGAAAUAUUAUUUUUAACUUUAUUUUAUUAUGUUAUAACUUAUAAUCAAGGUUUAAAGUGGGAAAAUAUUUCAGAGGGGACUAAUGUCUCCAUAUAAUUAUAAGCGUUCCAUAUAUAUUUUUAUGUACAAUGUCUAAUGUAUAAAAUCCUAAUUUGUUAAAGGGGACGCUUUUUAACCGCUGUCAGAGGUAGGGCGACUGAGUCCUCCUGCGCCCCUCCCCCCACUUUAACCCCUGCAUAUAAUAGUAUAGUAUUUAUUUAGUUUCAAAUAAACAUUUCUAUUGUGUUACAUCUUUAAAAUUAUGUAAAUGUAAAUGAUAACGUAUAUAAUGCAAAAUCAACGAUUAUUCAAUAAUUGCUAAGAAAAGCUAUCCAUUAUACCUUUUAUUUUAUAAUACACAGUUGUACUGUAUAAGCAAUAGCUAUUGUAUAGACAAUUUUGUGGUGACUAUUAAGCUAUUAAUGAAAUUUAGAAAUCCUACUUAUUCAAUUGUAUAUAUUUUUUUAAGUAUUGGUAAAUAAAAGAUAUUAAGAGGAAA